GAUGGAAUGCAAGAAGAGAAGGGCUGCAGCAUCAUCACUGCUCAGUCUCUUGCCACUCUAAAAGAAGGAAAGGCUUACUCUUCCUUACCAAUUAACACAGAAACAUGGCCAUUAGCAUGCGGAGGACUUUUGUAGUCCUCAUCUAUCUAGGAUUAUUAGCAGCUCAUCCGGAAUAUGUUUUUGGUUUGAGAAGUAUAGACAUCGAAUUGAGAUGGAGCAGAGAAGAUCAUCCGAUCAUGCAGAAGGAUCAGCGGAUGCUCAAGGAAGUAGUCACAAACGGGUUAAAAGCUGAAAAGAGAACAGCACCUGUAAACAAGAAAACUGAUCCAUUUCAAUCAAGCAAAAGACAAGUUGGAAGAGGAUCAGAUCCCAUUCACAACCGCUCUUGAUUGAAAUCAUGGUUUUUUUUUUCUUGAUUAGUAGUGGCAAAAUAGCAAUGCAGCAGAUUUUCGUAAGGGAAAGAUUUUGCAACCCAAAAAUCUGGACGGAGGUCCAAUGCAUCUAUCUCCUAGAAGCAUUUAUCUGAAUUUGCUGUUUAGAUUUAGAGAUCAAAAGAAAAUUAGCAAUAUUCAAGGGUGUAAGAGGAUGACGGAAGCAUCAGCCAGCAGAAUUGUCUUCAUCAGUAGGCGAAGAACAGUCAAAAUUUACGGUCAAUUGGUAAUGGCUCUAGGAGAUCAAGAUGUUAGUACAUUGUCUUUGCAUAGUCAACCGGUGUGGAAUCACUAUUUCUUGAUUGCUUGCAGAAGUGACAAAUUAUGUUCUUAGAUAUUUCAAACUGAGAAAUCGCUUCCGAAUUUCAAUACAAAGAUUUGAUUGAUUCUUGUGGAUUUGAAAA
Molecule: messenger RNA, 835 nt
Organism: Coffea arabica (coffee)
Lineage: Eukaryota; Viridiplantae; Streptophyta; Magnoliopsida; Gentianales; Rubiaceae
Product: CLAVATA3/ESR (CLE)-related protein 45
Source: RefSeq, a predicted model, not a curated record